GAUGAGGUUAUUGUUCUUAAACAUGACGACUUGAAAAUACAUGGAGAACAUUCUGAACUACACAGUCCAAUGAAUAGCGUUCAUGAUGUCUUAAGAGAAGCAGCAAAUUUUAUGACCGAUGGACCUCUUCAAGCUUCCUCAAAUAAAGAUAAUCAGCAAGUGCUUGUGGACGAGGUUGAUGUCGAAUAUAGUCCCAAGAAGUUGCAUCAGCCAAUCGAAAUCGUUGUUCGACAUAACAAAGUUGUGGAACAACCAGCUAGUGACAGUGAUGACGAGGAAAAUGUGGGACAAACAUAUGAAAGUGGUCUAUCGAUACAGCAGAAUAGGCCUUGCUCGUCUUCUACGGGUAAGGAUGUUAAGUGGAAACGAGGCCACCGUCGUGCAUGGAGUAUGCCAAAUGCAAAAGGAGACAAAAUGACUUUGGCUGUGAUGCAGGAUAAGGAAACAAAGGCUGAUGGGAAUACUCACACACGUCGAGUGGUGCGUUAUCGUCUGCAUCAAGGUCAUAAAAAUACUCUACAUCCGUCUGGUUUAAAACUUGAUUUGGAUGAAAUGCCUCACCCAGACGAUGAUGACCACGAAUUGGAGGUUUUUUGGGAAGCUAGAUGGAAAGCUACAAAUUUCGAGUAUCUUCCUGAGUGGUUACAGGAUAAUGAGUAUCUUAGAACAGGUCAUCGUCCACCACUUCCUUCCUUUAGUAGCUGUUUCAAGAGCAUCUUUGCCCUCCACACGGAAACGGGUAACAUUUGGACACAUAUGUAUGGCUGUGUCGCAUUUAUCGGUGUCGCCUUUUGGUUCCUCAGUCGCUCGUCCACACAAAUCCAGUUUAUGGAGAAACUCAUAUUCUCAACGUAUUUCAUUGGAGCCAUAUUAUGCCUCGGCAUGUCGUUUAUAUUUCACACUGUGGCAUGUCAUUCUGACUCCGUUGGAAAGCUUUUUAGCAAGUUGGACUACACUGGAAUCACAAUGCUGAUUGUUGGUUCGUUCAUCCCUUGGCUUUACUAUGCGUUCUACUGUCGUCCACAGCCGAUGAUCAUCUAUAUCACGAUGAUCAGCGUUUUGGGUGUACUCGCAAUGAUUGUUUCGUUGUGGGACAAAUUUGCGCAGCCAAAAUAUAGGGCUUUGCGUGCGGGAAUCUUUGUUGCCAUGGGACUUUCAGCACUUUUUCCUGCUGCACAUUUAGUGUUUGUGGAUGGAGUAGAGUUUAUUUAUAAAAAGGCAUCCUUGAUAUGGAUGUUGUCCAUGGGAGCAAUGUACAUAGGUGGUGCAACAAUUUAUGCCACAAGAAUUCCAGAGCGGUGGUUUCCUGGAAGAUGUGAUCUAUGGUUUCAAUCUCAUCAAUUGUUCCAUACAUUCGUUGUCAUUGCGGCUUUCAUCCACUUCCACUCUAUUACGGAAAUGGCCCAAAAAAAGUUAAUGGAGGGUUCGUGCGCUGAACAACUAUUAGAAAGAUAUGGAACAGAAUCUUAUCCGUCUGUACUUGGUGGGCUGUUAGGACCAGACGAGGACCCAAAUACCAUUUCUUGGAGCGCUAGUAUUACAUCGUAG
Molecule: messenger RNA, 1548 nt
Organism: Angiostrongylus costaricensis
Lineage: Eukaryota; Metazoa; Nematoda; Chromadorea; Rhabditida; Metastrongylidae
Source: the annotation of a GenBank genome assembly